AUGGGGAAGAAGAAGAAGAGGGCAUCGUCGAAGAUGUGGUGCUAUUACUGCGACAGAGAGUUCGAGGAUGAGAAGAUAUUGGUGCAGCAUCAGAAGGCCAAGCACUUCAAGUGCCAUGUAUGCCACAAGAAGCUCUCCACCGCCGGUGGCAUGGUCAUUCACGUCCUCCAGGUUCACAAAGAGACCGUCAACAA
Messenger RNA from Ilex paraguariensis (yerba mate), 194 nucleotides. Lineage: Eukaryota; Viridiplantae; Streptophyta; Magnoliopsida; Aquifoliales; Aquifoliaceae. The record is from the annotation of a GenBank genome assembly.